CCACUGGCUGAAAAAGGGCAGGCCGAAGCACUUGACUCUGCGUCUGCCCCAGUUCCUUACCAUUCCUAAUUCGAGGCGACCCCGCCACCUGUUCCCGGCAGCCAAUGGGUGCGAGAGGGGCGGCCGGGGCGGGGCGAGGCUACAAAAGGAGGCGGGCGCGCACCCAGACACCCCGCUGCGGGCGCUCUCCGGCCGGGACUGCGGACGCGCGCGGACCUUUCGGCUCGUGGACCAGGCGGGCGAGGCGCGAUGCUGCGGGUGCGGUGUCUGCGCGGCGGGAGCCGCGGCGCCGAGGCGGUGCACUACAUCGGGUCUCAGCUUGGAAGAACCUUAACAGGAUGGGUGCAGCGAACUUUCCAGAGCACCCAGGCAGCUACAGCUUCCUCCCGGAAUUCCUGUGCAGCUGACGACAAGGCCACUGAUCCUCUGCCCAAGGACUGCCCGGUCUCCUCUUACAACGAAUGGGACCCCUUAGAGGAAGUGAUAGUGGGCAGAGCAGAAAACGCCUGUGUUCCACCAUUCACUGCGGAGGUGAAGGCCAACACCUAUGAAAAGUACUGGCCAUUUUACCAGAAGCAUGGAGGCCAUUAUUUUCCCAAAGAUCAUUUGAAAAAGGCUGUCGCUGAAAUUGAAGAAAUGUGCAAUAUUUUAAAAAUGGAAGGAGUGACAGUGAGGAGGCCUGACCUCAUUGACUGGUCGUUUAAGUAUAAAACUCCUGAUUUUGAGUCUACGGGUUUAUAUGGUGCAAUGCCUCGAGAUAUCCUGACAGUUGUGGGAAAUGAGAUUAUCGAGGCUCCCAUGGCAUGGCGCGCUCGAUUCUUUGAGUAUCGUGCAUACCGAACAAUUAUCAAAGACUACUUCCGCCGUGGCGCCAAGUGGACAACGGCUCCUAAGCCUACAAUGGCUGAUGAGCUUUAUGACCAGGAUUACCCCAUUCACUCUGUAGAAGACAGACACAAACUGGCUGCUCAGGGAAAAUUUGUGACGACAGAAUUUGAGCCAUGCUUUGAUGCUGCUGACUUCAUUCGAGCCGGAAGAGAUAUUUUUGUACAGAGAAGCCAGGUUACCAACUACAUGGGCAUUGAAUGGAUGCGCAGGCAUCUUGCUCCAGACUACAGAGUGCAUAUCAUCUCCUUUAAAGACCCCAAUCCAAUGCACAUUGAUGCUACUUUCAAUAUCAUUGGACCUGGUCUUGUGCUUUCCAACCCGGACCGACCCUGUCAACAGAUUGAUCUCUUCAAGAAAGCAGGAUGGACCAUAGUUACUCCUCCAAAACCAGUCAUCCCAGAUGAUCACCCACUCUGGAUGUCAUCCAAAUGGCUUUCCAUGAAUGUGUUAAUGCUAGACGAAAAGCGUGUUAUGGUGGAUGCCAAUGAAGUCCCAAUUCAAAAGAUGUUCGAAAAGCUGGGAAUCAGUACCGUUAAAGUUAACAUUCGUAACGCCAAUUCCCUGGGAGGAGGCUUCCACUGCUGGACCUGUGAUGUCCGGCGCCGAGGCACCCUGCAGUCCUACUUUGACUGACCACGCCUGCUGGGGCUUAUGGCUUGGCCUCAAAUAAACCUAGGAAGCAUAGGGACAAGGUUCACUCUCCUGCUUUAAAAAAUGCAUGAACUGUAGUGCUUUAAACAAUCAUAUCCUUCACAGGGGUCUUAAGCCUGGUUUAUUUUUAUUCCUUUUCUUUGUUAUAAGGAAAAUAACUUGUGCUAGGUCUUAUUCUCUACUUCUAAAUUUAUUUGCUAUAUGGUUUCAAGCAUAAAAAUUUGGUGAAUGUGUACCAAGACAGAAAUUAAUCCUUUAAGUAACUUGUCCACUAAUAUUUAAUCAUCUACCUCUGUUUUUAAUUUUCUUUCCAACAGGCAGCUUGGACUGUUGGUCCUAAUCUUCAUUCUUUAUUUCUUCUUCUUUUUUUUUUUUUUUUUACUUUUUGCUAUACUUGUAAAUGUUUGCAUCACUUCUUUUUUUUUUCUGAAUGAAAGAUUUAGAACACUCACAAAUCUUAACCAGAUAAUUAUCUCUUUUUCUAAUAAUGAAUUUUGGUAAUUUAAAAUUUUCUGUUUUAAAAAAUAACCUAGACUAUGCAAACAUUUAAGUGAAUUUUCCAUGAAUGUUUUUAAUACUCUCAUCUCAACAGUGUUGAUAUUUGCUACUAAAACCUUUUCAUAUAACUUACCUCAUUUCAAGUGAUUUAUUUUAAUCUCUUUUUUAUCUAUGUCUAAAAUUUUACAGAAAUAUUUAGUGCAAUAGGAUUUAACUAUCAGUUCCCAUCUCUAAAUCUUGAUAUUCAGUAUCGAAUGAAUACAUUGCAUCUUUGGUAAUCUAAGAUUUGUUUACACAUGAGCAAAUUAUGUAAAGUGCAGGCUUUAAAAGCAUUAAAAAACUAAUGGAGGUAAAACCUACGUGUGAUGUGAAAUAAUUUUAAUGUUGAAUACUGUAUGUGUAUUUUUAUUCUAAUAAAGUUUUGUGUUACAGAAUGAA
Molecule: messenger RNA, 2475 nt
Organism: Molossus molossus (Pallas's mastiff bat)
Lineage: Eukaryota; Metazoa; Chordata; Mammalia; Chiroptera; Molossidae
Gene: GATM
Product: glycine amidinotransferase
Exons: 9
Coding region: 250-1521 (423 amino acids)
Biological process (GO): creatine biosynthetic process
Cellular component (GO): mitochondrion
Molecular function (GO): amidinotransferase activity
Source: RefSeq, a predicted model, not a curated record